Molecule: messenger RNA, 534 nt
Organism: Blepharisma stoltei
Lineage: Eukaryota; Ciliophora; Heterotrichea; Heterotrichida; Blepharismidae
Source: the annotation of a GenBank genome assembly
AUGUAUGCUCCUAACUCAAUUCAUGGAAAACUCGGUAGAAGAAAUGAAGAAGGCAGCAUAGGAGCUCUUUUAAGCGAAGUCAACGAUACAAUUGAAAAGCUAAACAGCUGAAAAGAAGAAGAAAAACGAUUAGAUGAAGAAUUCAAUAAAAAGCUUCUGGUUCAUAACAACCCAAGCCAAGAAAUCGCAGAUGAAGAAGAAAAAGAAGAGCACGUUGAUUUAAAAGAAAUAAAUAUUGACAAUAUUAGGCACAGGCAGAUUGAAAUGGUUAAAGUAACAGAUGUCAGUGUCCCAGGAAAAAAUAAGAACGAUUUCUCUUAUAAUAUUGAUGGAUCAAGCCUUUAUGAGGUCGGGACAAAGCUGAAUGAAAUGCUAUCAGAAUGAAAAGACAGUGUGGAUAUUAUUGAUAAUAAUAAGAAUAAAGCAGAGAAAGGAGAAGAAUGAGAAAAAAUUGAGGAUAUUGAGAAAGAGUUAGCUGAGCUAGAAAGUAUGCUGGAUUCAGUAGGAUCUGGAGAUAAUAUAGAAGACUCUUAA